AUGGGGAACUCCGAGGGCCGCAAUACCAAGAAGGAGGGUGACCUGUUGGCUGCUCAGGCCCGGCUCAAGGACCUGGAGGCUAUGCUCAACUCCAAGGAGGCUGCACUGAGCACUGCUCUCAGUGAGAAGCGCACGCUGGAGAAUGAGCUGCACGAUCUGCGGGGCCAGGUGGCCAAGCUCGAGGCAGCCCUGGGUGAGGCCAAGAAACAACUUCAGGAUGAAAUGCUGCGGCGGGUCGAUGCUGAGAACAGGCUGCAGACCCUGAAGGAGGAACUGGACUUCCAGAAGAACAUCUACAGUGAGGAGCUACGUGAGACCAAGAGCCGCCAUGAGAUGCGACUGGUGGAGAUUGACAACGGGAAGCAGCGUGAGUUUGAGAGCCGGCUGGCGGAUGCCCUGCAGGAGCUGCGGGCCCAACAUGAGGACCAGGUGGAGCAAUACAAGAAGGACCUGGAGAAGACUUACUCUGCCAAGCUGGAUAAUGCCAGGCAGUCCGCCGAGAGGAACAGCAACCUGGUGGGGGCUGCCCAUGAGGAGCUGCAGCAGUCGCGCAUUCGCAUCGACAGCCUCUCUGCCCAGCUCAGCCAGCUCCAGAAGCAGCUGGCGGCCAAGGAGGCGAAGCUUCGAGACCUGGAGGAUUCGCUGGCCCGUGAGCGAGACACCAGCCGGCGGCUGCUGGCGGAGAAGGAGCGGGAGAUGGCUGAAAUGCGGGCCAGGAUGCAGCAGCAGCUGGACGAGUACCAGGAGCUGCUGGACAUCAAGCUGGCCCUGGACAUGGAGAUCCACGCCUACCGCAAGCUCCUGGAGGGCGAGGAGGAGAGGUGGAGGCAGGCUGGAGGCAGCAUCACCAAGAAGCGCAAGCUGGAGGCCGGCGAGAGCCGCAGCAGCUUCUCGCAGCACGCGCGCACCAGCGGGCGCGUGGCCGUGGAGGAGGUGGACGAGGAGGGCAAGUUCGUGCGGCUGCGCAACAAGUCCAACGAGGACCAGUCCAUGGGCAACUGGCAGAUCAAGCGCCAGAAUGGAGACGAUCCCCUGCUGCAUUACCGCUUCCCACCCAAGUUCACCUUGAAGGCUGGGCAGGUGGUGACGAUCUGGGCUUCAGGAGCUGGGGCCACCCAUAGCCCCCCCACCGACCUGGUGUGGAAGGCGCAGAGCACCUGGGGCUGCGGGAACAGCCUGCGCACGGCUCUCAUCAACUCCACCGGGGAGGAAGUGGCCAUGCGCAAGCUGGUGCGCUCGGUGACCAUGGUGGAGGAUGACGAGGAUGAGGAUGGAGAUGACCUGCUCCAUCACCACCAUGGCUCCCACUGCAGCAGCUCGGGGGACCCCGCUGAGUACAACCUGCGCUCGCGCACCGUGCUGUGUGGGACAUGUGGGCAGCCGGCCGACAAGGCUUCUGCCAGCAGCUCGGGAGCCCAGGUGGGCGGAUCCAUCUCCUCUGGCUCCUCUGGCUCCAGUGUCACAGUCACGCGCAGCUACCGCAGUGUGGGUGGCAGUGGGGGUGGCAGCUUCGGGGACAACCUGGUCACCCGCUCCUACCUCCUGGGCACCUCCGGCCCCCGAACCCAGAACCCCCAGAACUGCCGCAUCAUGUAAUCUGGGACCUGCCAGGCAGCGGUGGUGUCGGAGGCCUCCUGCUUCCUCCCCACCUCAUGCCACCCCCUGCCCUGAACCUCAUGGGAGGGGCUUGAAGCCAAAGAAAAAUACCCCUUUGGUUUUUUUCUUCUGUAUUUCCUUUUUCUAAGAGAAGUAAUUUUCUACAGUGGUUUUAUACUGAAGGAAAAACGCAAGCAAAAAAAAAGCAUCUAUCUCAAUCCUAAUUUCUCCUUCCUUCCUUUUCCCUGCUCCCAGAAACUCCACAUCUGCCUUAAAACCAAAGACGGCUUCCUCUGGGAGCCGAGGGAAAGGGGUGCUUUUACAGAGCCUAGUUUCUGCUUCUCUGCCUUGGCUGCUGUCCCCACCCCGGGGACCCCGAGAAAUGGUGCCUGAGAGGCAGGCAAGGAGGUUUCUCAGCCAGCCUCCUCCGGACAGCAGGCCUGCUACCAGGCCAGCCCCCGAGAGGGAGGGGGAGAGAGAGGCAGGCUGAGCUGGACCCCAGGCCUGGCCUCCCGAGAUUCCACUACACCUGGCUGAGGCUUCUCUGCCUGCUCCACCCCAGCCCCCGCCCCUGACCCCAGCCCCGGGGUGAGUCUAUCCCAGGUACCAGCUGCGCUUGCUUUUUCUAGAUUUUACUAAGACAAGAGAUGAGAGGUGGAAGAAGGGGGAGAUGGGUGAGUUUGAGCUGCCUUCUAGAACCUGGGUGGGUUCUGUGCAGUCAAUGAAGGCCGAAGUCAAGUGCAGGGAGGAGGAAGAGGGAGGUCACUUGGAAGGGUGAGAGCAGGUGGGGCCCACCCAGGAGGAGAAGGGCAGGAGGGGAGGAGGGGGGUGGCAGUGGUUUUGGCAAACACUAAGGAGCCCCUUGCCUCCUCGCUUCCCAUCUGCACCCCAAUUCUCCUCCCUGGAUCAAUACACUAGUUGUUUCCAUCCCUG
Carlito syrichta (Philippine tarsier) is the source of this 2529-nucleotide messenger RNA. RefSeq names its product lamin A/C (gene LMNA). NCBI's taxonomy places the organism in Eukaryota, Metazoa, Chordata, Mammalia, Primates, Tarsiidae. Bases 1 to 1596 code for a protein of 531 amino acids. The transcript is spliced from 12 exons. The record is from RefSeq and is a predicted model, not a curated record.